Molecule: messenger RNA, 360 nt
Organism: Haliaeetus leucocephalus (bald eagle)
Lineage: Eukaryota; Metazoa; Chordata; Aves; Accipitriformes; Accipitridae
Gene: IL21
Product: interleukin 21
Exons: 5
Coding region: 1-360 (119 amino acids)
Biological process (GO): positive regulation of natural killer cell mediated cytotoxicity; immune response
Cellular component (GO): extracellular region
Molecular function (GO): cytokine receptor binding
Source: RefSeq, a predicted model, not a curated record
AUGGCGCAGACUGCAGCUCCAUACAAAAUAGCAAAAUACAGACAGCUUUUGAAGACAGUUAACCUGUUAGAAACCACAGUGAAAGAUAAGGAUGUUGAAUUGCUGCAUACACCAGAAAACCCUGCGGAUGGAUGCCUGUUCACAGCUGUGACCUGCUUCCAGAAAGGCAUACUGAAAUUACAACCAGAAAACAGCCAAGUAAAUUCUACAUUCACCCUAACUGUUAAAGUCUUGAAAAGAUUCACCUUGAUCAACACUAGAAAGCAGUGUGAGUCUUCAUGUGAAUCUUAUGAGAAAAAAACCCCCAAAGAGUUUUUGAAGAGCUUGGCAAAACUGAUCAAAAAGUUAAUCAAGGACUAA